Messenger RNA from Lycium ferocissimum, 1197 nucleotides. RefSeq names its product peptide deformylase 1B, chloroplastic. Gene Ontology annotation, biological process: peptidyl-methionine modification. The coding region runs from base 100 to 936 and encodes 278 amino acids. Gene Ontology annotation, molecular function: peptide deformylase activity. The record is from RefSeq and is a predicted model, not a curated record. Gene Ontology annotation, cellular component: chloroplast; mitochondrion. The transcript is spliced from 7 exons. Lineage: Eukaryota; Viridiplantae; Streptophyta; Magnoliopsida; Solanales; Solanaceae.
AAAUGGAACCCAAAUGGUUAGUAAAUCCUAAAUUCGAAUGCAACAAAACGCGAAGAACUAACAUUACUUUGCUGCACAUAGCCGAGAUAGCGUGUGGCAAUGGCUGCCGCAAUUUGGGCCUCUUCUUCUUCUUCAUUCGCUCGCGCUCUCCAUCCCUUCUUCAUUCACCGCACAGCUGUCUCCCCUAUUAACUAUAGUCUUCAUCUAUAUAAAUCAGCUAGCUGGUUAUUUUUCUCCACAAGUAGUAAUAAACCUCCAAAAUUGGCUGUAUACGCUCAAGCUAGGCGAACUUCAUCUUUCAAAACCAAAGGAGACGAACUGGCUACUGCUGCUGAUUUGAGCUUUGAGGGGCCUUUGAAGAUUGUAGAAUAUCCAGACCCAAUCCUGAGAGCAAAGAACAAAAGGAUUGCUACAUUUGACGAUAAUUUGAAGAAGUUAGUUGAUGAAAUGUUCGAUAUUAUGUACAAAACUGAUGGCAUUGGGUUGUCUGCACCACAAGUUGGAAUGAACGUUCAGCUAAUGGUAUUUAAUGCAGCUGGUGAACGUGGAGAGGGGGAGGAGAUUGUUCUCGUCAAUCCACGUGUUAGUAGAUAUUCUAGGAGGAUUAUACUUUAUGAUGAAGGUUGCUUAUCUUUUCCAGAGAUAUAUGGUGAUGUUCAGAGACCAGACUCAGUUAAGGUCGACGCACAGGACAUUAAUGGUGCAAGGUUUGAGAUAAGCUUGUCUGCGCUUCCAGCACGAGUCUUCCAGCAUGAAUUUGAUCACCUGCAGGGAGUUCUUUUCUUUGAAAAAAUGACUGAUGACGUCCUGGACACCAUCCGUGAAGAAUUAGUGGCUCUGGAAAAGAAAUAUGAGGAGAAGACUGGGUUGCCAACCCCUGAAAGCAUAACUACACGGCAAAUAAAGAAGGCAGCUGUUGGAUUUGGCAAAUCAUGAGUUUACUGAUAUCUAUGAGAUAUCCUCAGAGUUUGUGUGAUGAAGCACAAAAUGGGAAUACCAGCUUUUCCUGAACUUUGGUCUGCCAUUGAUCGAGACACCUGUGCUAUGUGGAACUUUCCAAAAGUGUGUCCUCUGAGGUUUAUCCUUCUACUGAUACUGCUCUGUUUAGGAAUGAUAGGGUUACCACAGUAAUUUGUACUGAAAAAGAACUGUAAGUACAUUUGAUCAAGCUUGAAAAUCAAGAAAUGGCCUUGUUGA